Molecule: messenger RNA, 1917 nt
Organism: Penicillium maclennaniae
Lineage: Eukaryota; Fungi; Ascomycota; Eurotiomycetes; Eurotiales; Aspergillaceae
Product: putative ABC transporter
Exons: 8
Coding region: 1-1917 (638 amino acids)
Cellular component (GO): membrane
Molecular function (GO): ATP hydrolysis activity; ABC-type transporter activity; ATP binding
Source: RefSeq, a predicted model, not a curated record
AUGGCUGAGCCAAGCUCGAACUCAUUUGCCAUGGAAACUAUGGCCAGUGCCAGCACUGACCUGGAACGGAACGAUGGCCGAUUCCUAAUGAACCAUUCUGUCAAGAAUUUCUCUUGGCACGGGCUUACAGUGACCGUCAAGGACCGCCAAACUCGGAAAGCACGGGAUCUGAUUUGUGAUAUUGGUGGCGAGGUGCAGCAGGGGGAGCUCGUGGCGCUGAUGGGGCCAUCGGGAUGUGGGAAAACAACCCUGCUCAAUGUGCUGGCGCGUCGGUCCUCCGGUGCCGCCACAGUAAUGGGUGAUAGCUUCGUGAACGGAGCCAAGGUCGACGCGGCUUCGUUCGGGCGCAUGACAUCGUAUGUUGAGCAGGAGGAUGCACUUAUUGGGUCCUUGACUGUACGGGAGACUCUGAAGUUCGCGGCGGAUCUUUCGUUGCCGAGUUCCGUGACGAAGCGCCAGCGUAUAGAGAGAAUUCGGACUCUGCUCGAGGCUUUUGGGAUUCAGAACCAGGCGAAUACCAUUGUUGGGACGCCGAUUCGGAAAGGGAUCAGUGGUGGCCAGAAGAGAAGGGUCAGUGUCGCGAGUCAGCUCAUCACUUGUCCCAAGAUACUGUUUCUGGAUGAGCCGACUAGUGGUCUGGACUCGACGGCUAGCUUUGAAGUGAUCUCGUAUGCUAAGGAGCUGGCGAGAUUGAAUAAUGUGAUCAUCAUUGCUAGUAUCCAUCAGCCCUCGACGACCACCUUCCAACUGUUUGACAAAUUACUCCUUCUGUCAGGCGGACGAACCUGCUACUUUGGUCCGACCCAGGAUGUGAAACCCUACUUCCACAAGAUCGGCCAUCCAAUUCCCAGCAACACUAAUCCGGCAGAGUUUCUCCUCGAUAUUGUCAGCUCCGAUUUCAACAGUGGCAAAGACUCAUCCCAGGAACGUGUUGAGGCAAUUCAACGUGCGUGGUCGACAUCUACUGAAGCCAAUGCGCUCACUCGACAUGUCUCUGAAAGGGCACAAGUGGCAGAGAAGGAUGUCAAUAAGGUGGUCAUGGAAGACAUGGCUCGGCCUGGUCAAGUGAAGAUCAUAAGCGCCCUCCUUCAGCGCUCAUUUAUCAAGAGCUACCGGGAUGUCGUUGCCUACGGCAUCCGCAUCGUGAUGUAUCUAGGGCUUGCAAUCAUGAUGGGCACAGUAUGGCUGCGCCUUCACCCAUCGCAGGAGUAUAUUCAGCCAUUCGUCAACGCAAUUUUCUUCGGUUCAGCCUUCAUGUCUUUUAUGGCAGUGGCCUACGUUCCAGCCUUCCUAGAAGAUCGCGCAAACUUUGCCAAAGAACGAGCCAACGGCCUCUACGGUCCUACCCCCUUUAUGAUAUCGAACUUCCUCAUCGGUCUCCCGUUCCUCUUCCUAAUCUCAAUCUUGUUCUCGAUCGUCUCGUACUGGCUUUCAAACUUCCGCCCCGCCGGUGACGCCUUCUUCACCUGGGUCAUGUGGAUAUUCCUCGACCUAGUGGCAGCGGAGUCCCUGGUUGUCCUCGUCACGGCGAUUUUCCCAAACUUCGUGAUCUCGCUAGCGCUCGUGGCAUUUGCAAAUGGGCUGUGGAUGAGUGUGGGUGGCUUUUUGGUGACUCCGACGAUUUUGAAUCCGUUUUGGAAAUAUGUGUUUCACUAUAUUGAUUACCAGGCCUAUGUCUUCCAAGGGAUGAUGGUGAAUGAGUUUUCGCAACGGAUCUAUUCAUGUGGUGCUGGGUGUCAAUGCAUGUAUACCUCGGACUUGGCAGAUCAGUGCCAGAUCCGCGGGACGGCCGUACUGAGAGACCUAUGGCUAUGCGAUAGGUCGGACUGGGAAAUGGGUAGGCAUUCUUAUCGGCAUCAUAGCAGUGUACAGACUCCUCGGGUGGAUUGCGCUUCUCUUGCGCAAGAAUUGAGAUAA